Messenger RNA from Meloidogyne enterolobii, 449 nucleotides. Lineage: Eukaryota; Metazoa; Nematoda; Chromadorea; Rhabditida; Meloidogynidae. The record is from the annotation of a GenBank genome assembly.
UCAUGUCAGAACAGAGCAGCGGAACCGUUGAUUGGGACUACGAAUCUCUAGGGCUCUCUUAUUCUGUGCCUGUUCACAUGGCUGCUGGUGCCGUAGCUGGGAUGGCAGAGCAUUGUGUUAUGUUCCCUUUGGAUAGUGUGAAGACUCGAAUUCAAUCUCUUUGUCCUUGCCCUGAGUGGGAAUGUCCAACACCUUUUCAUGGAGUUGCUUCAAUUGCGAAAAGAGAAGGGUUUAGAAGGACGCUUCGAGGAAUUAAUGCUGUUGCUUUUGGAUCGAUUCCGGCACAUGCCUUGUAUUUUACCUUUUAUGAAAAAGUCAAGGGCAUGCUAGCUGGAAAUACUUGUGGUCAUUCUAAUACGGUGUCGUAUGCUAUGGCUGGAAUUGUUUACUUUCGGUGGACUUUCUCGAAGUCUUGCAGCAGCAUUAACGACUCCUCUAGAUUGUAUUAA